AAUAUACAUCCCAUCGCCCCUUCCAUCUGUGUUCGGAGUCUAUCGUCUUCUCUGUUCUUCUCUCGAUCGAUCGAUCAAACAUGGCGACGAAGAGGAGCGUGUCGACGCUAAAGGAGGCGGAUCUGAAGGGGAAGCGAGUGUUCGUGAGGGUGGAUCUGAACGUACCCCUGGAUGACAGCCUCAAGAUCACCGAUGACAACCGGAUCAGGGCCGCCGUCCCCACCAUCAAGUACCUCAUGGAUCACGGCGCCCGUGUCAUCCUCUCCAGCCACCUGGGGCGUCCUAAAGGUGUUACUCCUAAGUACAGCUUGAAACCCCUGGUGCCCAGGCUAUCUGAACUACUUGGAGUCAGUGUUGAGAUGGCCAAUGACUGUAUUGGUGAGGAAGUUGAGAAAAUGGUGGCUGCAUUGCCGAAUGGAGGUGUUUUGCUCCUUGAAAAUGUGAGAUUUUAUAAAGAAGAGGAGAAAAAUGAUCCAGAGUUUGCAAAGAAACUAGCAUCCCUUGCUGACCUUUAUGUGAAUGAUGCUUUUGGCACUGCUCAUAGGGCGCAUGCCUCAACAGAGGGUGUUGCCAAAUUCUUGAAGCCAGCUGUUGCUGGUUUCCUUAUGCAGAAGGAACUUGACUAUCUUGUUGGGGCAGUAGCAAACCCCAAGAGGCCCUUCGCUGCCAUAGUUGGUGGCUCAAAGGUAUCAACCAAGAUUGGGGUGAUUGAGUCACUGCUGGAGAAGGUUGAUAUUCUUCUCCUUGGUGGAGGAAUGAUAUUUACAUUUUACAAGGCACAAGGGCAUCCAGUUGGGUCAUCUCUUGUUGAAGACCAGCUCGAUCUUGCAACUGCGCUACUUGAGAAAGCAAAGUCUAAAGGGGUGUCUCUGCUGUUGCCCACCGAUGUUGUAGUUGCUGACAAGUUUGCUGCUGAUGCAGACAGCAAGGUUGUACCAGCAUCUGGCAUUCCUGAUGGUUGGAUGGGGCUUGACAUUGGACCUGACUCCAUCAAGACAUUCAGUGAAUCUUUGGACAGCACCAAGACUAUCAUCUGGAACGGGCCAAUGGGAGUGUUUGAAUUUGAGAAGUUUGCAGUGGGAACAGAGGCAAUUGCUAAGAAGUUGGCUGACCUGAGUGGAAAGGGGGUCACAACCAUCAUAGGAGGUGGCGACUCUGUCGCUGCUGUAGAGAAGAUGGGGCUUGCUGACAAGAUGAGCCACAUAUCUACUGGAGGUGGUGCGAGCUUGGAGCUACUUGAAGGAAAGUCUCUUCCUGGGGUUCUUGCUCUGGAUGAUGCUUGAAAACAAAUCUUGUUUUCUCUACCUUCUAGUGCCCUUCGAGUGACGGAUCUUUCAAUGUGGACUAGUACUUAAUGCUUCUUAAGCUGAGACGGCUUUUACCAUAAGAAGUUUUUGUAUCUGGCUGUAAUAAGUGAUUUUCCCAAAAAACGUUUUAACUUAGAUGGUAUUGUGACAAAUUUGCUUAGUAUUGCUGUUUCUUUUGGCACUGAAUUCCUUUGUCAGGGAAUGAUCACGCAUGAGAUUGGUGACUGUCACCUGCAAGGAAAUCGUUAUUUUUUCCUCCUUG
Molecule: messenger RNA, 1569 nt
Organism: Phoenix dactylifera (date palm)
Lineage: Eukaryota; Viridiplantae; Streptophyta; Magnoliopsida; Arecales; Arecaceae
Product: phosphoglycerate kinase, cytosolic
Biological process (GO): glycolytic process; gluconeogenesis
Cellular component (GO): cytosol
Molecular function (GO): ATP binding; phosphoglycerate kinase activity; ADP binding
Source: RefSeq, a predicted model, not a curated record